Penicillium macrosclerotiorum is the source of this 2283-nucleotide messenger RNA. Its product is annotated as Zn(II)2Cys6 transcription factor. Gene Ontology annotation, biological process: positive regulation of transcription by RNA polymerase II. Gene Ontology annotation, cellular component: nucleus. The transcript has 3 exons. Lineage: Eukaryota; Fungi; Ascomycota; Eurotiomycetes; Eurotiales; Aspergillaceae. The record is from RefSeq and is a predicted model, not a curated record. Bases 1 to 2283 code for a protein of 760 amino acids. Gene Ontology annotation, molecular function: DNA-binding transcription factor activity, RNA polymerase II-specific; transcription cis-regulatory region binding; zinc ion binding.
AUGCCUCGUAAAUCCAAACCGCGUCGCACACACUCGCUAGGUGGGUGUGCCACUUGUCGGCGUAGGCAUGUGAAGUGCGAUCAAGAGCGUCCCUCUUGCCUGACCUGCCAGACAAUGGGAUUCAAAUGCGAAGGAUUCUCAGAAGAGAUCCGAUGGAUUGACGACAGGAAGGAUGCAACCUCCAAGGGCAGAGCCGGUGAAAAAUGCGGUCAAGUUCACAAGAGUGCAAUCCGAAGGCAUUUAUACACAGGUAAAUCCUCCACCUGCACAGGCCCAUCGGCUUUAGAACAGUCCAGACUUUUGAUGAGCGCGGCACUGAGCAGUGGUCUCGUGUCGGACUCGAUUGAUGCGUCUCUCGAGGAGAUCGAAGUCAGGUCGCAGACCGCGUCAUUUCCAGAAACCUAUAUUCGGGUUGGGCCAUUCUCUGUCCUCAACUUUGCCUCUAGUUCAGACAAACCGCUGGAAAUCCAGCAGAGUGACAGUGCAGCUAACCCCGCCGGCCUGAACUCCCCGGUCGACGAUCCAGCCUUUUCGGGCUGUUCGCUGACGGUGGGGGAUCUACCUCCGUAUACGGAUGACUUGCUGCAGUGGUCUGAUCUUUUCGGUUUUAAUGACAAACUUUACGGGAUCACAUCCAACCAGUCCCUGGGUUCGAAUGGCCUCCCCGCCUUUUACCCGUCCCCGCCGUUUGAUGAACUAGGAAACAAUAUCUUCACCUCAUCUGCGCCAGAAACCGAGGAUGCUGGGUUUCUCACAUUUGCGGAGGAGCAACGAUUAUCCUACUUGACCAUAGGCGGCUUGUCAAAUUCAACAGACGCCCUAGAAACCUCGGGUGACUUACUGGCCGACGCAUCGUUCUUACUGAAGAUGUUCCAAAUGAACAUUGUUCCGCGCAUGACAGUCACCUCGCUUGGCAAACGAUCACCAUGGAGUAUUCUCAAUGUACCGGCAGCAUUGAUGACACUUGGAGAUCUAGCAAUCUUAGAAUCACAGGAGGUCAAUCACGCGCGCCAAGCCAAUCUAUUUAGCCUUCUGUCAUGUUCCGCAAUUCACCUCGCAACCACGCCCUCUGCAGCGUCGGUUGGAACAAAGUCAAUGGAGUAUUGGAGACAAGCUGCCAAUCGGUACUAUGAACAAGGGAAGUCCCACCUACUCAUUUCAUUGAAAGAGGAGACUGAGGGGCAAACAAAAGCCAAGUAUAAGGAUCAAAUCAUGGCAGUUUAUGGAAUGAUCGAGUCGGCUAUCUUUCAUGGUCACCAACAAGAUGCAAAAUGCUUCAUGAUCGAUGCUGAGUGGCUGCUGCGUCUCCGGGCCAUCCCCAAGCGUGUCACUUCGCGCAAAGUCCGUCUUCUAGCCAAUGUAUAUGCCUGGCUCCGGAUUAUGGGCGAGAGCACAUAUCUAUUUCAUGAUGAUCUUACUUCCCCCGCCUGGAUUAAUGAGCUCGACGACCAAAUCCAGGCUUACGGGUGUCGUCAGUCCGGUGGAAAUAUAGUGACCUCAAAAGAACACGAACAGCCCCCGCGGCUGGAUGAUUUCCUCCAUCUUGAACAGUCUGAUAACGACCUUAGAAUCGACGAUCCAAAGGACCAAACCAAAGAUUUGUCGGACAUUCAUCUUCAAGACUCAAGAAAAUCGAAGGGAACGCUGGCCAAGCAAGUUUAUGGCCUGCCAGAGACUUGGCUCAGUCUUGUUUCACAGACCACCAGGCUCGCCAACAUUUUGAAAAAAUUGCAAAUAGCCCAAAAAAAUGAUCUCGAUAUUGGAUCCAAGAUCUGGAGGUCCCUUCAAGAGCGUAGCGACUUAUUGGAGAGUGUUAUACACUCGUUCGUUUCUCAGAGUAACGAUUCAGAGCCCCUCGACAGCCCAGUUUUCACUUACUCCCAGACUCUCAAAGCUUUGAAUGCGGCUCUUGUCAUUCUUUUUUACAGGCGGGUCCGGAAUGUACACCCUGCAAUAUUAGAGGGCCAGGUUGACUGCGUGAUUGAGGCAUUACGAGCAUUGAAUGCCUCGUGUCCUAAUAUGCAUCCUUACGGGCAUGGAACUCUAUGGCCGGUUUUCAUUGCUGGCUGUGAAGCAUUAACCACAGAUCGACGAGAAAGUCUUCUCGGGUUUGUCGAGAGUGCCGAGGUCGGUGCUGGUCUUGCUCCUUUCCACAUGGUCAAGGAUAUCAUGGGUGAGCUGUGGCAAAGACAAGAUGAGCAUCUCUCUACUCGUUGUCGGGGGCCUGUCCCGACCUGGAUGGAUGUUGUCAUGGAGCGACAGAUAUGGCCCAUUUUCUGUUAA